Molecule: messenger RNA, 3729 nt
Organism: Penaeus indicus
Lineage: Eukaryota; Metazoa; Arthropoda; Malacostraca; Decapoda; Penaeidae
Product: neuroglobin-like
Exons: 4
Coding region: 570-1205 (211 amino acids)
Biological process (GO): response to hypoxia; oxygen transport
Molecular function (GO): oxygen carrier activity; heme binding; oxygen binding
Source: RefSeq, a predicted model, not a curated record
CAUAAACCGCGCUGUGUGUACGUGAGUGCCAGCGUAGGCCGUCAGUCUUUCAGCGGCGGUGAGAGCGGGUGGACGUGUCGCUCCGUUUUCUGUUGGUCUUCUUCAUAGAAAAUGUGAAGCUGCAUUAUUUUCCGGUGAAAACGUCCUAGUGUUGAUAACAAGGAAAUACAAAACAUAUGCUAUAGAAAAUCCACUGAAUUAUCCUUGAAAGAAAUAGAUAGAAGUUGCCAAAUAAACCGAUCAAAGAAAUGAGAAAAUAGUAAUACACAAAAUCCAUACCGUCCAUUAAAAUAAGAGAGAAAAAAACAACAACUUAGAUAAACAUAAAAAAAUCAUCAAAAAUAUAUAGUUAUAAAAGAAAAAAACAAAAGAAAAGAAAUAAAAUCGACAUAAAUAAUUAAACAAAGAAACACAAGAAAAAAAAAACAGAGAGAGAGAGCAUUAAAACAAAAAAACAAAACAAAAAAAACAAAAAACAGAAACAAAAAAAAAAACUAAAAAAAAAAAAAAGCAAAAGCAGCUCGAAAAGCGCGGGCCCUUUCCCCUCGCCGCCCGCCGUUGCCUUCCCGAUGGGCUGCCAGAUCACCAAAUCCUCGAAGAACAAGGACGACCCAGAAGGAAUCCCCGACAUACCCGAGCCCCCUCCCCCCGACCCCCGCCUCCCCCUGACCGCCAAGCAAAAGUUCAACAUCAUCAAAUCGUGGAAGGGAAUCGCGCGCGCCAUCGAGCCCACGGGAGUCUACAUGUUUGUCAAGCUGUUCGAGAGCAACAGUGAACUCAUCGGGUUGUUCACCAAGUUCAACCAGCUCCGGACGCGCGAUGAACAGGCCGAGUCCCUGGAGCUGGCCGAGCACGCCACCAUCGUCAUGAACUCGAUAGACGAAGGCAUCAAGGCCAUGGACAAUGUCGACUUCUUCUUCGACCUCCUGCACCAGAUCGGGGCGUCCCACCGCAAGAUACCCGGGUUCAAGAAGGAGUAUUUCUGGAAGAUCGAGCAGCCGUUUCUGGAGGCCGUCCGCCUGACCCUCGGCGACCGCUACACAGACAACAUGGACAACAUAUACCGCAUAACCAUCAAGUUCCUGAUCGAGACGGUGAUCCGCGGCUACGAGCUGGCGGAGGAAAAGGAGCCUAAUGAUAAUGUGAAGAAAGGGUGUACCAAUAACGCAGAAGGGAAUAGUAGCAAGGCCGCCAAAGCAUCGUGAAAAAUGAUGAAUUGCGCAUUUCGUUUUUAUUUUUUUAGUUUUGUUAUUUUUCUAUAAAAAGAGUAAGUAAGAUGGAAGUGUUUUUUUGUUGUUGUUUUUUUUAACUAUCAGUCUUUUUUUAUUAUUGUUUUGUGAUUAUUAUUUUUUCCUUGAUUUUUACUCUUACGUUCUCUCGUUUAUGAUUAUUUUUUUAUCAUUUUCUUAAGUAUUUUUGUUCUCUCCCUAUCUCUCUGUUUAUGCGAGAGAGUAAUUUUCAAAUUUGGGCUUUCACGGAAAAAAAUGGAUUUGAGAAUUUAAAAAAAAAAAUGUCGAAAUUGAGAUGAAUAUUUUCCACUGACUUCCAAAAUGUUGCGGAUUUCAAAAAAGCUCAUUCGAUAUUUGAGAGAAUAUUCAGCAAAUAUAUUUUAGAGAUAAGCCGAUGAGUUGUACACAAAGAUAGAAUACUCAUAUCUCUACUCUCAAUAAAAUCUCAGUUGGUAAGAUAUAGUGUUAUGACUUGAAGUAAAUAAAAAAAAUAUAUUUCUUGAUAUCACGUCUUGAUAAGAACUGAACGAAACAGAAAAAGACAUGUUAAGAUGAAAAACUGAAUGAGGGAGAGACAAAGAAACCAAAAAAAGAAGAGAAAAAAUAAUUUUUUGUUUUAUAUUUACAUUUAAUUUUUCUCAUUUCAUUUCAUUUUGAACUCUUUUAUCUUCCUAAUCUAUUUUUGACUCGGUGUCUUCGAGAUAAAGGUGAUUAAUUGUAAGAAACCCGAAAGCACUGCCUUCUUGGCCCGCACAAAUCGGCUCCAUGUUUAGUCACGUGAUAAGUAGCUGAAGUGAAACAGAAGAAGAGAUAGAGAGAAUUAGAAAAUCAUUGGGAAGUUAGUGUGUUUUCAGCAUAUGGUAUAAGUAUAUCUUUAUAUGAUAUUAGUAUAUGGUAUUGUGAGAGCAUAUUGUAAUGUCGAUGAUGGUAUGGAAUUUAUAAUAUGUUUUAUUGUGAUGUUAAAUGCCAAUGAUAUUAGCAAAUUAAAAUAUAAUGUCAAUACAAUUAAGAUAUGAAUGUAUGAUAUCAGUAAAUGAUCUAUGGAAAUCCAUAUGUGGUUUCCUGCACACUUAAAUACACGGUGUUUGAAAUUUGAUAUGUCGGGUUGAUGUUCCCAAUUUCCCUCUAUUUUUCAAAAGGUGUUGGUUUGUAUAAUGAAUAACAUCAUAAUAUCAGUAGUGAUAUGAUAUGUGUAAAUAUCAAUAGAAAGUGAGAAAGGUUUGGUUGAAACUUAAAAUAAAACAUCUUCAGUAUUCUUAAAACUCUACGGAUAUUGCAACCCAUAUUUCAGUAAUUCGAGUCCUGCACGGUCUUCAUAACGCCAAGAAGUAUUCCGGGUCGUGUUUCAUAUAAAUCUCCGAGAAAAGUCCACGUCAUCUAGCAUUGCUUCCUCUUCCUUUGGCGCCACCCACUUUGUCUACAUUUUCUUGUUUUCUCUAAAGUUUCUUCCCUUGUUCUUUUGCUCUAAUAUUUUGUUCGUUUUUUUUAAUAUAACUUAAAAGAAGGUUCGUGUGUGAGUCAGAACGUGACUCAGAAAGACCAAAUUCUAAAGCAGGAGAGAAUAGUCGUGAUUCCACACACACUCCCGGUUCGUUAGUCUCUUCUUUAAGAGAACUAGUUGGGGAGAAAAGAGUAUGUACCUUUGAAAUUACCUUUUUCUUCGUUUAUUUUGCAUUAAUAUCUACAGUCAGGUAGUUUUAUUUUUUCUCACCAUCACCAAACAACCACCAACGCGAUCGUGGCGAGUUGAUGUAAUUCAUUUUAAAAAAUAAAAACAACGAUAUAUUUAAAAGAUGAUAUCUCUAAAAAAAAGAGCGAGCGAUAUCCUCCACGCUGCACGCACACCUCCCGCUUGGAGAGAGGGGGGAGGGACGGUGGCGUGGGGGUCCAGGCGGCAGCUGGGGCUCGGAAUUUCGCACGGGCAUUUUACCUUUUUUUUCCCACGUAGGUGCAGAAGAAUGCCAAUUUAAAGUUUUGCAUAUAUCCUUGUAAAUCGUAUAGUGUAGCGAAUUACGAUAUUUUCCAUGUGACGUUAGACUAAAUUUUCCGAUUAUAAGCACGAAUAUGAGACAGAAUAUUGAAGAUAAUAGAUAUAUAUAAUAGACAUUAAAUUGGCAAUCUUCCUUCGGUCUAUAGAAGCCAGUGUGUAUAUAUAAUAUUAAGGAGUUUCGAUUUUAUGGUAUUAAGAUAAGACAUCCCAUCCUCACGUUAUAUUUAAGGCCUCGUCUCUGUUCUUGGUGUCAUGAGUGUUCAUAGAUCUAAACUUAGACCUUUUUUUUUGGAAUCUCUCUCUUUGUAGGGGAAAAAAGUAAAGACUUUCAACGAAAAUUAGAAAAUGGAAGGGAAAACAAGAUGAAGCACAUGGUCGAAUGCGCCUCUCGUCGACUCACGUAGAAUGAGCCCAACAUGCGCACACGGCUUCAAAAGGAGACGCUUGUGCGCAUCUUAUGUGUGUUGUUUACUUCCCACAUUAAAAAAAAAAGAAUAAAAAUAAUUAUAA